Suricata suricatta (meerkat) is the source of this 3986-nucleotide messenger RNA. It is a transcript of the gene SEPHS1, whose product is annotated as selenophosphate synthetase 1. The coding region runs from base 1212 to 2435 and encodes 407 amino acids. Gene Ontology annotation, biological process: L-selenocysteine biosynthetic process. The transcript has 10 exons. Gene Ontology annotation, cellular component: cytoplasm. NCBI's taxonomy places the organism in Eukaryota, Metazoa, Chordata, Mammalia, Carnivora, Herpestidae. The record is from RefSeq and is a predicted model, not a curated record. Gene Ontology annotation, molecular function: ATP binding; selenide, water dikinase activity.
AAGGACUGUUUGGUUCCAAACUCUAGCAAGUCAAGAGUGUUAUGGGACUUUUCCUAACUCUAAAAUGGCUUCAGAAUUUACCUCUAGGUAAUUUGCUUUCUCUCCUGCCACCCUCCUCUUGGACAGGUUGUGUUCUUGGAAUAUUUGAAGACUUAUUCCUGUUCAGUUGUAGGUUUCAUAUUGAAAUGAUUGCUCACCCCAAACAUGUUUUUUGUAAAGACAGUUUGGAUUACCGCCCAAACUCAGGCUUUGUGAGAUUUAUUUUAUUUAUUUCUAUUGUGUGUGUGUGUGUGUGUGUGUGUGUGUGUGUGUGAGAGAGAUUAAUUUUAAAUGAGGUAUGUGGUUCUCGGGAUAGAAAAACUCUAUAAAUAGGAAUUCUGCUCUUAAUCAUAAAUUUUAUAGGGAAAACUGACCCUAAAACUUGGGGUGUCUAAUUCUGUGCCCAAUAAAGGAUCAAUCUGGAGGUUCGUAAGCCUUCGGAGCGCAUGUAAGAUAUUCUGGCUUAACCUCUAAGACUUCAGACUUAUAAGGGUUUGCUCUAGAAACUUCCAGUGGUACCAAGUCCCGUAAACGCUAAUGAUUUAGUACAGUUUAAUUUCUCAUUUUAGUUUGGCAACAGAAGGGAGCAAGCAUAUUUUGUCCACGAUUUGUGUGCUGGUGUGUUGGGCGGGAUGUGCUUUCUAGGAAAGAGCACUGCAUUAGACGUUAGAAAACUUUCCACCGCGCUCUCGGAGAAGAUUAAUCGUGGUGCGUUAAACAGCCGUUCCACUUUUCUUUCAAGUUCUGUUCUUUAGUGAGGCUUCCUUAGUUUUGGAUCACGUUGUACUUCUGGCUCAGAAUGAAAACAUGCUUUUUUUUUCUUAAACAUUGAAUUGAGCAUCACGAAGAAUUUCAUCAGAUGCGUUUCCGUCCAUGUCCUUUUGCCUGCAGCGUGUCUAAUGGGCAUUUUAUUUUUCCAUGUGAGACAGCAGAAGAUAUUAAAAGGUUUUCCAGAAAAGUCACUGUAGCCAAGACUUCUUGAUUUCUAAGCGGUAGCGCUCCUAGGCUGACAGAUGAAGUGACUGGAAGUUUUCUCAUGAUGUUGGCCGCCAGAAGAGCCUUUGGGACUUACUGCUCAAGAUGGCCUCGUGUCAGGUGGAUUCCUGAAGAAACCUGCCAGCUAGCAGAGGGCGGGGAGGAGCCCAGCAGUGAGGUGUGCGUGCCCAAGAACCAUGUCUACACGGGAGUCCUUUAACCCAGAAAGUUAUGAAUUGGACAAGAGCUUCCGGCUAACCAGAUUCACUGAACUGAAGGGCACCGGCUGCAAAGUGCCCCAAGAUGUCCUGCAGAAACUGCUGGAAUCCUUACAAGAGAACCACUUCCAAGAAGAUGAGCAGUUUCUGGGAGCAGUGAUGCCAAGACUUGGCAUUGGAAUGGAUACAUGUGUCAUUCCUUUGAGGCACGGUGGUCUUUCUUUGGUUCAAACCACGGAUUACAUUUAUCCCAUCGUCGAUGAUCCCUACAUGAUGGGCAGGAUAGCAUGUGCCAAUGUCCUCAGCGACCUCUAUGCGAUGGGGGUCACGGAGUGUGACAAUAUGCUGAUGCUCCUUGGAAUCAGUAACAAGAUGACGGACAGGGAAAGGGAUAAAGUGAUGCCCCUAAUUAUACAGGGUUUUAAAGACGCAGCCGAGGAGGCGGGGACGUCUGUGACGGGUGGCCAAACGGUGUUAAAUCCCUGGAUUGUUUUGGGAGGAGUGGCUACAACCGUCUGCCAGCCCAACGAAUUUAUCAUGCCAGAUAAUGCGGUCCCGGGGGACGUGCUUGUGCUGACGAAGCCCUUGGGGACGCAGGUGGCCGUGGCCGUGCACCAGUGGCUGGACAUCCCUGAAAAAUGGAAUAAGAUCAAACUAGUGGUCACCCAAGAAGAUGUGGAGCUGGCGUACCAGGAGGCAAUGAUGAACAUGGCCAGGCUCAACAGAACAGCUGCAGGACUCAUGCACACGUUCAAUGCCCACGCUGCCACCGACAUCACGGGCUUUGGAAUUUUGGGCCACGCACAGAACCUGGCCAAGCAGCAGAGGAAUGAGGUGUCCUUUGUGAUUCACAACCUUCCUGUCUUGGCCAAGAUGGCUGCUGUGAGCAAGGCCUGUGGAAACAUGUUUGGCCUCAUGCAUGGGACCUGCCCGGAGACAUCAGGAGGCCUCCUAAUCUGUUUACCGCGUGAGCAAGCUGCUCGAUUCUGCGCAGAGAUAAAGUCUCCCAAAUACGGGGAAGGUCACCAAGCAUGGAUUAUUGGGAUCGUGGAGAAGGGCAACCGCACAGCCAGAAUCAUAGACAAGCCCCGGAUCAUCGAAGUCGCACCACAGAGGCUUCCUUCUGUCUUAACCCACCAAACAGUAAGGACGGGAUUGCUCUCAUUAAGCACAAGUGCACUGACGGCUCCAGUGUCUGCCUAAGAGAAAAAGCACCCCCGUCCCUGCGAGUUUCUGAAUGCCUCCUGCUUACAGGCACCCAAGCCGUGAGAACAGACCCUCUUCUUGCCAAAGGAACCCACGCCUCGAGAGAGGACACCCCCGGAAGAGGCUUCGCCGUGGACGCGCCCUCCGCCAGGAGCCAGAGGGCAGCUGUUGUGCGGGCAUGACUGGAACUCAAGCCAUACGCGCGGGUGUGCAGGACCUCAAGGGCAGCCUCGGGACUGACACUGAUUGGACGUUUUGUAGGCAUUUAUACAGAUGUUGGUCCUCAAAAGCUACAAACCAGUGGUCUACAAAAUAAAAUGUGUUGGAAACCUCUGAGUAAGGUGAACAUACUGUUGAGCUUUUUUUUUUUUGGAUACACCAGUGAUGACUAGAUCUGAAUUCUUUUUAAUGUUGAUCAUGUGAAUGCUGAGGAUUUCCUUGGUGGUGGGGCUACUAGAGGAAGUGAGCUAAGCAGAUUAUGUACCUGAGGAUAUCAUCUUCGUGAAGAAUCAUGGCUAGAAAAUGCUGGGUACAAGGAGGUCCGUGUAAUUCGUGAUCCCAAGGAGGAAGGACUGGUAAAAAGGGGGGGUUUCCCAGAGAAUAAUGCAGAUGACCCGCACUAGGAUCACUUGGGGAUGCUUGUCACACGCCCUGCCCCGGACCAGCAGAAUCCGGAUUCUGGUGGACUAGGGAAACCAUCUUUCAUAGGCACCCCAAAUGGCCACUUAAGGGAGGUCAGAUCUAAGGGAGUGUCACAAAGGCCGGGGGGCGGGGGGUGAAGGGAGGAGCUGCUUUCACAAUAUGCUUUUAAAGGAAUUUUUCUUUCAAAUUUUGGCCACUCUGUUUAUUGCCAUCGGCGCAGCAAAACACAAGCCAACCCAAGUAUUUUGAAAUUUCCUUGAAAGAUCAAGUGAUUGGAUUUUUGACUUCUUAGCAAAAUCUGUGUAAAUAUCUUCAAAUUUGGUGAAGAGUUAACAGACAAUACUUUGGCUUCCUGGUAGCCCUUUAACACUUCCCGUUGAUCCUGGGUACAGUGAUUUAUUUUCUUUAAGCCCUAGGAUGCAGUUGCAUCCAGAACUACAGCUUGUGAGAAUACACAGAACUGUUUGCUACAGCCUGGAGAGGCUGGGCCCUGGUGAGGUCACCCAUCCCCUCGGGCAAGAGGUCCCUUGCCAAGGAGUAUCAAAGCCUCGCUUGUUACUUGCACAGGCUGUUGAAACAUUUACUGUAAUUCUGUCCAGGAAGAGAAACUGAAAUAUUGUGUAAGCAAUAUGUACUUUUUGGCUAAAUGUUUUUUAAAUCACUUACUAUAUUGUAGUCUCUGACUUCUGCAUGCCUUACGAUGAAUAAACGCGAGUGUUUUUAGUUGUUCUGAUUUUAGAUGUAUGAGCCUGCAGUUUGUCUGAAUUUAGUGUUGCCUUUAAAAAAAGAGUUCUUUCUGAAUUCUAAGUUUUACAGUCUUGCUCUGUAAAGACAGACCAGAAUAGCUAUAUGAUACUAUACUUUUUUUCCAGAAGUAAUAAAGAAAGCAUAGUUAAUGACGCUUCA